AGAUAAAAGAUUUAUAACCUUCAGAGUACAUACGUCGUUCUAGCCCGGAAGGCGAGAUACGGUGGGCGUAUCCCUCUGCGCGAGUACUCCCUUGUGACCAAUCAGCGUGAGGCUUGCGUGGCUCCCGGCGGAGAAGCCCCGCCCACCUCACUUCGCCGGCCCAGUGCCUCCCUCGCUAUUACAAAUACUGAAUGAGAUGUGCCAAAGGGAACGCGGUUCUAUGCUAUCCUUUUACUCGCUGGAUAUUAUCUGAAAGCAGGACGCGCAGUGCGAAUCCUGCCGUAUCACGGUGGAGAUCUCUCUGCCCGCGGGCUAUCGCUCUAAAAACGAUUACAAGAGGCAACAAGGCAGAUCAGCUGGUGGCCGUGUGGAGAAGCCUCGGCGGGGACCUUGUCGGGAGCGGAAGGGGCCAGCACCACCCAGGCUCGGGUCUCGCGCCGACACAAAGGCUGCAGCAUCAGGCGGCGGCGUCGACGGAGGCACAGGAGGAUGCUGGAUCGCCAGGAGGAGCGCCAAGGCCAGGAGGAGGUCGUGUGCGUCGGGUGUGGCGGCCGCAUCACGGAGCGCUGGUCUCCAAGACCCAGGAAGGGCGUGUUGGCACAGGGCAUGCUUCGGUGCUCCCCUUUUGUUCCAAGGGCCAGGGCAAGCCCCUGGAGGAGAAGUGCUUCGCUAAACACGGACAUCUCUACUGCAGGGAAGACUAUUUCAGGAUAUUCGGGUGUGGGCGGUGUGGGCGUUGUGGCCUAGACAUCGCGCCCCAGGAGCUGGUGAUGAGGGCUCGUCACCAUGUCUACCACCUCCACUGCUUCACGUGCGCCUCGUGUCACGUGCAACUCCACAAAGGCGAUCACUUCGGGAUGCGCGACGGGGCUGUCUACUGCCGCCCGCACUACGAGCUCAUCCUCCAGUCAGAAGCCGAGAUGGAAGCCGUGGGCGUGACCCCGGGCAUGGCAUACCCGCCCCUUUCCCCCGCAACUCCCCGCCUGGCCUACUACAACGGCGUGGGCGCGGCGCAGAAGGGGCGCCCACGCAAGAGAAAACUACCCACGGAGGACAUGCCGCCCCUGACGCCUCUUACGCCCGGCAUGGAACUGGUACCGGGCGGGGAGAUGACCGGCAUGGACGGCUACCGGUACGACCACCAGGCAAACACACAGACGAGGACCAAGCGCAUGAGAACGUCAUUCAAGCACCACCAGCUGAGAACCAUGAAGUCCUACUUUAACCUCAACCAGAACCCGGACGCGAAAGACCUGAAGCAGCUGGCACAGAAGACGGGUCUGUCGAAGCGAGUGUUACAGGUGUGGUUCCAGAACGCGCGGGCCAAGUGGCGAAGGAACCUACUCAAGCAAGAGCAAGACCGUCACGCGGCGGAGAAGAUGAAGGAGCCCUCGUCCAUCCUGCAGGACCUCCGCCCGGUCGACAGCAUGGGCCCCGCGGGACUCACCGACCUGUACGCCAUGUCCUCCGGAGACGAGGGCAGCCAGUCCCUCCAGUUCACGGACAUGUGCCAAUAAGGAGAGGGCGGAGGACGAGGCGCAGGAGGGAAGGCGGAGGGGGAAUGUACAGAGGGCUGAGGCUCAGGACCUGCGGAGGGCUCAGGAAGGGCGAGGGAGUAGGGGAGAGGGCUAGAACGAGUUCAUGAGAGGGAGAAGUUUUGUUGCAAAGGGAAAGGGAGGAAUCGCUCCCCCAGAGCCACACUGGUCUGGAGGCCUUGGCUGCUAGAUGUAGUUGCCAAUUCUAUUAUACAAAAACCAAAGUUAUUACCAAGAAUUUAUUUCUGUAUGUAUAUAUACACAGAAAUAUAUAUAUACACGCACACACAUAGACGCAAAGACACAUACAUGCACAU
Penaeus monodon (black tiger shrimp) is the source of this 1852-nucleotide messenger RNA. RefSeq names its product LIM/homeobox protein Lhx9-like. The coding region runs from base 192 to 1517 and encodes 441 amino acids. Gene Ontology annotation, biological process: neuron differentiation; regulation of transcription by RNA polymerase II. The record is from RefSeq and is a predicted model, not a curated record. Lineage: Eukaryota; Metazoa; Arthropoda; Malacostraca; Decapoda; Penaeidae. The transcript is spliced from 6 exons. Gene Ontology annotation, cellular component: nucleus. Gene Ontology annotation, molecular function: DNA-binding transcription factor activity, RNA polymerase II-specific; RNA polymerase II transcription regulatory region sequence-specific DNA binding.